CAAAUAGUCUGUGGCAACCCUGCAUUAAGGAAGUCUAUCAGCAUCAUUUUUCCUGUUGCACAUGUUUACUUUCUGUUUCUGUGUCAUAUUUUGGCAGUUCUUGCAAUAUUUCAAAACUUUUCAUUAUUAUUAUAUCUGUUAUGGUGAUCUUUGAUCAGUAAUUUUUUGAUGUUACUAUUGUAAUUGUUUUGAGGCACCACAAACCACACCCAUAAGGGACAGCAAACUUAGUCAAUAAAUGUGUGUUCUGACUACUCCACUGACCCACCAUUCCCCCAUCUUUCCCCCUCUGUUCAGGCCUCCCUAUUACGUGAUACACAACCACUUGAAUUUAGGCCAAUUAAUAAACCUACAAUGGCCUGGUGUUUAAGUGAAAGGAGGAGUCAUAUGCUUCUUACUUGAAAUCAAAAGCUAGAAAUGACUAAGCUUAGUGAGGAAGGCAUAUCAAAAGCAAACAUAAGCCAAAAGUUAGACUUCUUGCUCUAAACAGCCAAAUUGUGAAUGCAAAGGAAAAGUUAUUGAAGGAAAUUGAAAGUGCUACUCUAAUGAACACAUGAAUGAUAAGAAAGUGGCAGCCUUAGUGCUGAGAGAAAGUUUUAGUGGUCUGAAUGGAAGGUCAUACCAACCACAACAUUCCUUUAAGCCAAAGCCGUCAGAAGAAGACCCUAACUCUCUUCAUUUCUCUGAACACUGUGAGAGAGGUGAGGAAACUGCAGAAGAAAAGUUUGAAGCUAGCAGAGGUUGGUUUGUGAGGUUGAAGGAAAGAAGUGUCUCCGUAAUGUAAAAGUGCAAGCUGAAGCAGCAAGUGCUAAUGUAGAAACUAUAGCAAGCUAUCUAGAAAAUCUAGCUAAGAUAAUUGGUAAAGAUGGCUGCACUAAACCACAGAUUUUCAAUAUAGAUGAAAAAGCCUUCUAUUGGAAGGAGAUGCUAUCUAUGACUUCCAUAGCUAGAGAGGAGAAGACAAUACCUGGCUUCAAAAGACAAGUUAUAACUCUCUCAUUAGGGGCUAAUGCAGCUGGUAACUUUAAGUUGAGGCCACUGCUCAGGUACCAUUCCCAAAAUCCUAGGGCCCUUAAGAAUUAUGCUAAGUAUACUCUGCCUGUGCUCCAUAGAUGGCACAGUGAAAGCUUGGAGACAGCAUUUACAGAAUGCUUUACUGAAUAUUUUAAGCCCACUGUUGAGACCUACUGCUCAGAAAAAGAUUUUUUACAAAGCAUUACUGCUCAUUGAGAAGGCACUUGGUCACCCAAGAGCUCUGAUGGAGAUGUACAAGGACAUUAGUAUUGUUUUCAUGCCUGUUAAUACAACAUCCAUUCUGCAGCCCAUGGACCAAGGAGUAAUUUCAAUUUUCAAGUGUUAUUAUUUAAGAAAUACAUUUUGAGCCAGGUGCAGCAGCUCACACCUGUAAUCCUAGCACUUCGGGAGGCCAAGGCAGGCAGAUUGCUUAAGCCUAGGGGUCCAAGACCAACCUGAGCAGCAUACAAAACCCUAUCUAUACUGAAAAUGCAAAAAAUUAGUGAAGCGUGGUGUCAUGCACUUGUAGUCCCACCUACCCAGGAUGCAGAGGUGGGAGGAUCACGUGAGCCAGAGAGUCGAGGCUGCAGUGAGCCACAAUCGCACCACUGCACUCCAGCCUGGGUGACAAAGUGAGACCCCCAUCUCAAAAAAAAAAAAAAAAAAAAGGAUAUUUUGUAAGGCUAUAGCUACUGUAGCUGCUAUUGAUAGUGAUUCCUCUGACACUCUGAUGGAUAUCUGGGCAAAGUAAAUUGAAAAUGUUUUGGUGGCAGUGUGGUAGCUCACACCUGUAACUCCCAGCACUUUGGGAGGCCAAGGUGGGUGAAUCGCUUGAGGUCAGGAGUUUGAAACCAGCCUAGCCAACAUGGUAAAACCCUGUCUCUACUAAAAAUAUAUAUAAAAAUUAGUGUGGUGGCAUGGUGUCACAUGCCUGUAAUCCCAGCUACUUAGGAGGCUGAGGCAGGAGAAUUGCUUGAAGGCAGGAGGCAGAGGUUGCAGUGAGCUGGGAUCGCACCACUGCACUCCAGCCUGGGCAACAGAGCAAGACUCUGUCUUUAAAAAAAAAGAAAAAAAGAAACACAAAAAAAAUGUUUUGGAAAGGAUUCACUAUUCUAGAUGCCGUUAAGAACAUUCGUGAUUGGUGGGAGGAAAUCAAAAUAUCAGCCUUAACAGAAGUUGAUUCCAACCCUCAUGGAUGACUUUGAGGGGCUCAAGACUUAAGUGGAGGAAUUAAUUGGAGAUGUAGUGGAAAUAAAUAGCAAGAGAAAUAGAAUUAGAAGUGGAGCCUGAAGAUGGGACUGAAUUAUUGCAAAGGCAUGGUAAAACUUGAGUGGAUGAGAAGUUGCUUCUUAGGGAUGAGCAAAGAAAAUGGUUUCUUGAAAUGGACUCUACUCCUGGUGAAGAUGGUGUGAACAUUAUUGACAACAAAGGAUUUAGAGUAAGCUUUUCUAACCUGUGGCCCCCAGGACGGCUUUUCUAACCUGUGGCCCAGGAUGGCUCUGAAUGUGACCCAACACAAAUUCAUAACCUUUCCUAAAACAUGAGAUUUUUUUUCUUUUUUUGAGACAGAGUUUCUCUUGUCUCCCAGGCUGGAGUGCAAUGGCACGAUCUUGGCUCACUGCAACCUCCGUCUCCUGGGUUCAAGCAGUUCUCCUGCCUCAGCCUCCCAAGCGAUUACAGUCGCCCACCACCACACCCAGCUAAUUUUUGUAUUUUUAGUAGAGACAGGGUUUCACCAUGUUGGCCAGGCUGGUCUCGAACUCCUGACCUCAGGUGCUCGCCCGCCUGGGCCUCCCAAAAUGCUGGGAUUACAGGCAUGAGCCACCAUGCUCGGCCGAGAUUUUUUUUUUUUUUUUUUUUUUUAAAGCUCAUCUGCUAUGGUUAGUGUUAGUGUGUUUUAUGUGCAGUCCAAUUCUUCCACUGUGGCUCAGAGAAGCCAAAAAAUUGGACACCCCUGAUUUAGAAUAUAAACUUUAUUGAUAAAGCAUCAGCAGGAUUUAAAAAGAUUGACUCAAAUGUUGUGAAAGAAGUUCUGUGGGCAAAAUGUUAUCAAACAGCAUUGCAUGCUACAGAGAAAUCUUUUGUGAAAGAAUCAAUUGAUGUGGCAAACUUCACUGUUGUCCUAUUUUAAGAAAUUGGCAGGCCAGGCACGGUGGCUCAUGCUUAUAGUUCCAGCACUUUGGCAGGCUGAGGCAGGCGGAUUGCUUGAGCCCAGGAGCUCAAGACCAUCCUGGGCAACAUGGUGAGACCCUGUCUACAAAAAAUACAAAAAUUAGCUGAACAUGGUGAUGCAUGCCUGUAGUCCAGCUCCUUGGGAGGCUGAGGCAGGAGAAUUGCUUGAGCCCAGGAGGUCAAGGCUGCAGUGAGCCGUGAUCACAUCACUGCAUUUCAUCCUGGGCAGCAGAGCGAGACCCUAUCUUGGGAAACAAAAAAGAAAGAAAGAAAUUGCUACAGCCACCCUACCGUUCAGCAGUCACCACCCUGAUCAGUCAGCAGCCAUCCACUCAAGCACCGAACAAGAUUUGUGAUGAAAUGGAGCCUGGAACAAACUCUUUUCGGGUAGAAUUUCCUGAUUUUUCCAGCACCAUUCUACAGAAACUGAACCAGCAGCGCCAGCAAGGACAAUUAUGUGACGUCUCCAUUGUUGUCCAAGGCCACAUUUUCCGGGCACACAAAGCCGUUCUUGCUGCCAGUUCACCCUACUUUUGUGACCAGGUACUCCUGAAAAACAGCAGGAGAAUUGUUUUGCCUGAUGUGAUGAACCCAAGAGUGUUUGAGAACAUUCUCCUAUCUAGUUAUACAGGACGUCUAGUAAUGCCCGCUCCAGAAAUUGUUAGUUACUUGACAGCGGCAAGCUUCCUCCAGAUGUGGCAUGUGGUAGACAAAUGCACUGAAGUUUUAGAGGGAAACCCUACAGUCCUUUGUCAGAAGCUAAAUCAUGGCAGUGACCACCAGUCACCAAGCAGCAGUAGUUAUAAUGGCCUGGUAGAGAGCUUUGAGCUGGGCUCUGGGGGUCAUACUGAUUUUCCCAAAGCCCAAGAACUGAGAGAUGGUGAAAAUGAAGAGGAGAGCACCAAAGACGAGCUGUCAUCCCAGCUCACCGAGCACGAAUACCUGCCCAGCAACUCGUCCACAGAGCAUGACCGCCUGAGCACGGAAAUGGCAAGCCAGGAUGGGGAGGAGGGCGCCAGCGACAGCGCCGAGUUCCACUACACCCGGCCCAUGUACAGCAAGCCCAGCAUCAUGGCUCACAAACGCUGGAUCCACGUGAAGCCCGAGCGCUUAGAACAGGCUUGCGAGGGCAUGGAUGUGCACGCGACCUACGACGAGCACCAGGUCACAGAGUCCAUCAACACCGUGCAGACAGAGCACACGGUGCAGCCUUCGGGAGUGGAGGAGGACUUCCACAUCGGGGAGAAGAAAGUGGAAGCUGAGUUUGAUGAACAGGCUGAUGAAAGCAAUUAUGAUGAGCAGGUGGAUUUCUAUGGCUCUUCCAUGGAAGAGUUUUCCGGAGAGAGGUCAGAUGGGAAUCUAAUUGGGCACAGACAGGAGGCUGCCCUCGCAGCAGGUUACAGUGAGAAUAUUGAAAUGGUAACAGGGAUUAAAGAAGAAGCUUCCCACUUAGGAUUCUCAGCCACUGACAAGCUGUAUCCUUGUCAGUGUGGGAAAAGUUUCACUCACAAGAGUCAGAGAGAUCGGCACAUGAGCAUGCACCUCGGUCUUCGGCCUUACGGCUGUGGGGUCUGCGGUAAGAAAUUCAAAAUGAAGCACCAUCUCGUGGGCCACAUGAAAAUUCACACAGGCAUAAAGCCGUAUGAGUGUAAUAUCUGUGCAAAGAGGUUUAUGUGGAGGGACAGUUUCCACCGGCAUGUGACUUCUUGUACUAAGUCCUACGAAGCUGCAAAGGCUGAGCAGAAUACAACUGAGGCUAACUAAAAAUAGGAUCUGGCCCUUGAGUGGCAUGCACAAAAAUAAACUAUGGUAAUUAAUGCAAAUCUGGGCACAGAUGAUGCGUGCUACUUGCUAUUAUGAGAGAAGCUUAAAAAAAAAAAGGAAGAUAUUUCUGAAAGACCAGCUCUAAGUAGGCCAAUUAAAAAAAUCUAAUUCCUCAAAUUUGUGUGUUCCAGUCCUGGCCUGGAAUGGGUAAUGGGGUGAGUUAACCCACCGCCCAGCUGGCAAGGGAAACCUUCUGACUGGUUGUGAUCGAAACAGGUGGACAGAGACACCUGCACUUGGAACUGGACUCCACCCACCAGUUCCAUUUUGGGUGGCAGCAGCUUUGGAUCACUCAUUAUUACAAGGUCAUGCUGAAAUUUUAUUUUGCUCUUGCUAUAGAUACUUAGGUAAUGUGGAUUUGUUUUGGUAGCUAUUUCACUGAAGGAAGUGCUACUUAUAUAAAAGCUAGAAAUAAUGUGAUUCCUAGGAUGAGAAAUUGGUUAACAGAGCUCUGUUGUCUGGUUUUAGUCUUUCUAAAGGAUAUUUUAACUAAAACUAUGGAGAUGCUAAGAGAGUGACUUUCUAAAUAUGAAACAGAUAAUUUACGGUACAAGGCUGACAUAGUGCCCUUGUCAGUUUCUGUAAGAUGCCACUACUGUCACAAGGUGUUUCAGACUCUUGAUAAGGCAGUGUUUUGUAUUUUAGUUCUAACAUUGAGUUUGGACAAUUUUAUCUAAUUGUAAUUCUCUAGGGUGCCAGAGAUAGGUAUUUCUCAUUGGUUUGCUUUCCCAAAUCCUGUUUGGUUAAUUGUAGCCUCCAUACAGUGGGGUCUUCUCUGUGGCUGGUAGACACCAAGCUGCUGUGACUGACCACGGUACCACGGGCUGCCACAGCCCCUGCUCUGUCUUAGAUUAUGGUGCUUUACAAAGAGAGUGGUCCAUGACCACACUUAGUGAGAAGGAGCCACAAGUUGUGGCUGAGAGUUCCCUGUGAACUUGAGUAGUUCAUAGAGUGCUAAGGUGACACUCCACCAACCAGAGUGAGAGGGCAGAUAGGCAGGAUUCUAUGAGUGGUUAUACUUAAGGGGGACAAAACUGCCCAAGAAGAAUCUUGAGAAUACACUCUUUCAAGGUGGGGGAGAUACUCUUUAGAGGGUACACUGAGCUAAUACUACCAGUUCUUUAUGAGCACUGGAAUGUGUUUGUAAAAGGAGUCCUAAGUUUAGCAAGGUAGUCUACAGAACCAUGCUCCCACAUUAUAGAUAAAGCUGCUUAAACUUAAAAGUCCACAAAGCUACGCCGACCAGAAAAAAAAAAUUAAAAAAACAAACAAGAAAAGCAACUAUUCUGAGACCUUUUCUGCCCAUCAGUUAGAUGAUUUAGGUUAAAAAGAAAGGUAAUAUUGCACAUGCUUUUAAGCUGUGUAACAUACCUGAGGUUAUCACCAGGGUAGGACAGGGUGCUACUACCAUGUCAUCUUUUCCACAAUCGUACUGGGUUAUUUACUUCUAAAUAGAAACUUUUUUUUCUUAAAAUAAAAAUAAUUUUUCUUGGAUUUGGGGUGAAAUUUUAUUUGAAAAGUUUGGCUUUGCUGUAAUGUAAUAGACAUUGCUGGCAAUGGCCUCUGAUUCUCAAGCUCCUAACACCAGGGUGUUUACUUGUUGAACAUUGUCUGGAAAGAGGAAAGAAAAUACUUAUUUACCAGUUAACUCUUGUAAGCAAGAUUACAAACAGGGAUUUAUUCACAACACUGUAUCAUUCUCGAUAUAUAAAAAGCACUUUGUAUUUAAAACUUUAUUAUAAAUAUAUAUAUAUAUUGUUUUUUUUUAAACCUAGAAACUAGAUAUUACCUCUUGGUUGUUUGCCACAUUAAUAGCUUCUCUUAGUAUUGAAACGUUACUGGUUAGCAGUCUUUUCUCUGUGUACCUGACACACGUAUACUGAGGGGAUUGUACAAUCAAGCCUAUUGUCUCCUUUUCUUUCACUCAUGGUAGAGGCCAGUGGGUUUUAGGUAUGAUCCUAGCCAUUAUAUUUGAGGAGAAAUUGUUCUAUUACUCCUACUAAUUUCAGUACUAAGGUGGUGAUGCCAUUUUGUUCUGCCAAAAACUGAUCACCCUCUCCCAUGGUAUUAGCAGAGCAUUUUCUGCCUGUUUGGAAGGUUUGAUGUCCUGUUUCUCAUUGAAGACUAUUUACAUGAUCAUUAGGACAUUGCAGGAGAAGUCUGAGAGGUAAAAAUACAGAUAUUCUGGGAGAGUCGUGGUCCUUCAGUUCUGCUGAAAUCAGCAUAGUGCCCUUGUCAUGAGGAAGAGUUUCUGUUCAGCCAAGAGUGGUGGCACGCUUGGGUGGUAGUUUUGGAAGCAGUCAGUUGUGCUAGGACUUAUUUAAUAUGUUGUGAAGAGAAGAGUGUCUUCUUGAAAGCCUUAUGUGUCCAUCAGCUACUAAAUGUAGAACUUAAAUAAGUUGCUCACAUCUGUUCUUUUAGUGUUUUGUGGUAUUUGAGGUUUUGGCAAAAAUUGGGAUUUUUUUAUCAGGCAGCCAGAGCCUGGGAGGUGGUAGGGUGUCUGAAAUGCUGGCCAUGUUCAGAGAGGCAGGAGAAGGGGGUUGCUUUCAUUUGAAUAUUAAAAGUGAAUUUUUGUAAACUCUGGUUUUUACCUUUUUUUCAUCCCCACGUUGAGUUGGAGGAAUAGUCUCUUCUCUUCACCUCAAUAUAGCUUUAGAAAAUCUUUAUCCUUCCUAAUAAGUUUGGAUGGUUGUGGGUAACAUUGUUCAAACAAUCUUUCAGGGAUCACGUCAAUGGCCUACAACCAAGCUAUUUGUCCCCUACUUUGAGUCUUAACUGUGGUUUUUCUUCAAUCCCCAUGGGAAAGGGCUUCAAGGCACCACCAGUGGUAUUUAAUAUUCAUACUUGGGGCCAGGCAUGGUGGCUCACGCCUGUAAUCCCAGCACUUUGGGAGGCCGAGAUGGGUGGAUCACCUGAGGUCAGGAGUUUGUGACCAGCCUGACCAACAUAGUGAAACCCCAUCUCUACUAAAAAUACAAAAAUUAGCCAGGCGUGGUGGCGCACACCUGUAAUCCCAGCUACUCGGGAGGCGGAGGCAGGAGAAUCACUUGAACCUGGGAGGCGGAGGUUGCAGUGAGCCGCGAUUGCACCACCACACUCCAGCCUGCGCGACAGAUCGAGACUCUGUCUCAAAAAAAAAAAAAAAAUUCAUACUUAUGCCAUGCUUUUACCUUUAGAUACACACGUUACAGUAAUCCACGUGGUGAAGUGCAUGUCACCGUUAACUAAGGAAGGACUGCGGUAACUUACCCUGCAGGGCUGUAGGUUGCCUGCAGGCGCUCCAGGCCCCCAGCCUGUUGAUUCCGAUUUCUAGGUCUCAUCUUCCUCUGGUCCCUUUUGGCCACUACUUUAAAAGCUUGCCCAAAGGGAUCCCCUCCAUUCUAGUGGGCAUUUGCUGAACUAACCUGCCCCUAAGGCUGGCUUCUAACCACCGGGGAAAGCUGCUUAGCCUCCAGGGCUCCCUCCUUGAGAGGCUCACACACCCCCAAGCUGCUGUGGAGUGAAUUUGAGACGGAGCAGAAGCUGCAAAGCUGUGCUUUCCCUGGGGAAGGGGAUGUGCUGCGGCCUCCUGGGUGGGCGUGGAGAGGGCGCCAUCACAACGAGUCCAGGUUUUUGCUUUUGGAAGGUCUCUGAUAAUUUAGGGGUGCUGGAAACCAGCACUGUGUUAUCCCCAAUCCCUCCUGUGCCACCAGUUUUGUGAUUUAGGUUGCUUUAGUGGGUGACUAACUUUUGUUCAGUGAAACCAGGGUUUGUUUGGGGUUUUUUUCUUUGCUACUUACAUAUUUAAAGGUACAAGUUUCUUAUUUCAAAUCUCUACUGAUAGUGCCCUAUGGGGAGAUGCUGGAACACAUUUUGCAAAUGUGACUUUUUUUUUUUUUUUUAAUUUUUGCUUGAAGCCUGUGUCAUGUUAGUUGCUGCUGCCUUCUUUCCUUUUGUGAGGUUCCCAAUGUUUCGUCCAGAAAAGUACUUUAUUUAUGCAAGUCAGGUGACUCUUAGGCCACAAAACCAUUUGAUGAUAAACAGAUUAUCAUUAGGUGCAUAUCUUAUUGAUAUUUUGUGAAAUGUUAUGCCUAUGUUGCAAAAGUUGAAUAGUUUUGUCUUUAUAUAUUGCUGUCUUCAGUGUACAGCAUGGUUUUACUUAAUUGAAUGUUAAUGUUUAAUAUUUUCUUCUUAUAGAAGAGAUCAUGCCCUUUUGUAUGACAUGUUUUAAUAAAUGUUAUCUGUCAACUUUGUAAAA
This is a messenger RNA of Homo sapiens (human), 9247 nucleotides long. RefSeq names its product zinc finger and BTB domain containing 43 (gene ZBTB43). Lineage: Eukaryota; Metazoa; Chordata; Mammalia; Primates; Hominidae. The transcript has 2 exons. Bases 3547 to 4950 code for a protein of 467 amino acids. The record is from RefSeq and is a predicted model, not a curated record. Gene Ontology annotation, cellular component: nucleus.